CGGGACACACGCACGCACACUUUCCCUUAGCUGUGCUUUUGUGUUUUGUCAGAAUUAAUGAGAAAAGUUCCCUUGCCCUAGGGGUAAUUAGUGUCCUUGGAGUUAAAUAAGCUAAUACUUAGACACCUCUGGCACAAGCAAUUAUGUUUGUGUAUUGAAUAAUUGAUUCAAAGAGGGGGGAAGGGCUGCUAAUCAGAUCUGAGCAUAAUGAAUUGAUUUAAUUAACAGGGGAAUCUGAGGGUCUCUGGGAACUGCGCGCACUUUAUUCGUAGCAGGAGCGGGCGCAGCACAUAAAUUGGAGAGAAAGGCAGUCUUGCUGAACACAUAAGGACGAUUCGGUCGCUGUUUCAAAGCUAAUUUCUAAGAGAAGCCUUGCGCACACCGACUGGUGAAGACUGCUGGAGCCGAGAACGGAUCGUCUGGACCCGGACUCCUCGUUCCUCAGGACGAUGGUGUUGGACAAGGAAGAGAGUGUGCCGAUGCUCUCCGUCCAGCCCAAAGGGAAACAGAAGGGGUGCGCUGGCUGCAAUCGCAAGAUUAAAGACCGCUACCUGCUCAAGGCCCUGGACAAGUACUGGCACGAGGACUGUCUGAAAUGUGCCUGCUGCGACUGUCGCCUGGGGGAGGUGGGCUCCACCCUCUACACGAAAGCCAACCUCAUCCUCUGUCGCAGGGACUACCUGAGGCUCUUUGGUACAACAGGGAACUGCGCUGCCUGCAGUAAACUGAUCCCAGCCUUUGAAAUGGUGAUGAGAGCCAGAGAUAAUGUUUACCAUUUGGACUGUUUUGCCUGUCAGCUUUGUAACCAGAGGUUUUGUGUGGGGGACAAGUUUUUCCUUAAGAACAACAUGAUUCUGUGUCAGAUGGACUAUGAGGAGGGUCAGCUGAAUGGCAGCUUUGAGACGCAGGUUCAAUAGCCGGGCCUAGUGGCAGCGACCAGGACCCUCGGCCCGCCGUACUUACACAUGAUGCCAUGGAUGUUCUGCUGCACUUGGGAAGAGGAGCGUCUGUCUGCUUGCCUGCAAUACUUUUUAAAUAGCCCUUUAUCAGUCCAUAAGGACUCUAUUGUAAAUGUACUACUUUUUGCCCCUCCCUUUCCCAUCCUUGCCCCUCCCCUUCCCACCCCAACACUGAGCAGUUACAAGUUUUGAUGUACAGUUGUGCCUGCUUAGCUGAGCACUGUAUUGCUUGUAUGUUUUUGUGACGUUUGUUUUGGGUUUGUUUAUUCUUUUCCCCUUUCGGGAACGUUUCCUUGGAGGGUAUGUACAGUCUGUUUUCUCUGUAUAUAUAAACUGGAACAUUUAUUUUAUGAAAUGUAAUGCAAUUUUAUUACUAGUGUGAAUUAAAGAUUCUUAAAUGUU
Oncorhynchus masou masou (cherry salmon) is the source of this 1361-nucleotide messenger RNA. Its product is annotated as rhombotin-1. Gene Ontology annotation, cellular component: nucleus. Gene Ontology annotation, molecular function: DNA-binding transcription factor binding; transcription coactivator activity. Gene Ontology annotation, biological process: positive regulation of transcription by RNA polymerase II. The record is from RefSeq and is a predicted model, not a curated record. Lineage: Eukaryota; Metazoa; Chordata; Actinopteri; Salmoniformes; Salmonidae. The coding region runs from base 450 to 917 and encodes 155 amino acids. The transcript is spliced from 5 exons.